UAAUUGUCCACGAGUCCAACAUCACCAUGCUGUCCGUAUCCCAUAGGGUCUGUAUUUACUGCAGACUCUCUUGUCGCUCUUUUGCCCUCCAUCACGCGUCCUCCGACUGCCCCAAACCCAGUCCGACGUCAAACAUAUCCGGCAGAACCCCGAGCUCUAUGCCCAGAAUUGUCGCGACCGCAAUUACCCGUCACACGCAGAUUAUCCAUGAACUCCGUCAGAUUGACCACCAACUGCAACCGUCACGCAUCCUGCACGGAACAGGUCCAGCAACUUGCCCUCUCUCUCCCAACAUCUCCUCUUCCCACACCCCAAUCGGCUCCGAGCCUACCCUCGUUGAAUAUCUCAACUUCGACGCCCAGUCACCACCCGCUUGGGUCCAUCGCCCCGAUCCAUCUCGUUCACACGUUUCCAUUGGAUCUACUCUGGCCUCAUCGACUUUGCCAGCGCUGCCACCACGACAGGGUGGGGAGGCCUGUGGCUUCCAACCCCGCGACCAGAACAACGAACAACAAAUCUGGGCCAUUGAACAAUCUGGAAAAGGACAGGGCCAAACCCCAGCGCUCGCUCGCGCCACCGCCGAAAUUCCUCUGGCCGCCAUGCACGCGGGUCGCGAUCUCGAACCCUCCACUCUACCCCUCAAACUAGUGGGCCCCAGUCGCUGCUAUCGUGCCGAAGCCGGCGCGCGAGGCGUAGACACUAAGGGCCUGUAUCGUGUGCACGAAUUCACCAAGAUCGAAAUGUUCGGCUGGGCGGAUAAUGUCCCCGCCUCGUCUUCGAUACCUUCUUCAGACGAUCUCUUUAAUGAGCUCCUCACCAUACAGAAGGAGAUCCUGACAUCUCUUCGACUUCCCUGCCGCGUUUUGGAAAUGCCCACCACCGACCUCGGGGCCAGCGCCAGCCGGAAACUUGAUAUUGAGGCCCUGUUCCCAUCCCGCAUGCGCGGUGAAACCCUCGAGGAUGCCUGGGGAGAGGUUACCUCCGCCUCCAUCUGCACUGAUUAUCAGUCUCGCCGAUUAGGAACUCGCGUCCGCGGAGGUACGGCUAAAGACUCUCGAUUCCCACAUACAGUCAACGGGACGGCAAUCGCGGUACCCAGGGUUUUGGCCGCGAUCUUGGAAAACGGAUGGGAUGCAGAACGCGGGGUGGUUGUUAUCCCCGAGGUCUUGCGACCCUGGAUGGGAGGUAUGGAAGUCAUCGGUAAAUGACAUCGUAACCUGGUUUCUAUCACGGAUGUAUUCAAUACCGUAACUGUAAGAUAUAAAUCAUAUUGAUUCUGUACAUUAACUCUGACCUGGAAAAC
Messenger RNA from Aspergillus ochraceoroseus IBT 24754, 1303 nucleotides. Its product is annotated as putative serine--tRNA ligase DIA4. Gene Ontology annotation, biological process: mitochondrial seryl-tRNA aminoacylation. Gene Ontology annotation, cellular component: mitochondrion. The transcript has 4 exons. The record is from RefSeq and is a predicted model, not a curated record. Lineage: Eukaryota; Fungi; Ascomycota; Eurotiomycetes; Eurotiales; Aspergillaceae. Gene Ontology annotation, molecular function: serine-tRNA ligase activity; tRNA binding; ATP binding. The coding region runs from base 27 to 1208 and encodes 393 amino acids.